Messenger RNA from Pantherophis guttatus, 1390 nucleotides. Lineage: Eukaryota; Metazoa; Chordata; Lepidosauria; Squamata; Colubridae. The record is from RefSeq and is a predicted model, not a curated record.
GCGCCUGCCAGGUGGGGCGGGCCACCAUGGAGCCUGGCGCUGUGCUCAAGAGGCUCCGAGGGUUGGACGGUGGCCUGGAGGACUUGGGUGCCGGGCUGCAGCUGGGCAGCCCCGACAGGAAGAAGAGUAAAGACGGUGUGCAGCGCCAAGCCAACUCCUUCGAUGACGGCUAUGUCGCCGCCUAUAAGCCCGCGGGGGGGCCCUACUUCAUACCCGCGUAUCCUGGCUUCGGGGGCUACAACGCCUUUAGGAGGCCGCCUUAUCUGUUGUCUCGAGCGGCCUCCCCGUACGGGGCGCCCGCCUUCCCACUCCGUCACCACCGCCCCUCUUUGACCAGAGCCCGGCGGGGACGGCCUUCAGCAGGGCUCCGGCUUUCCCGAAGCUGGGGGUUAACAAGCACCAGCCCCCUUCCCAGCGGCACCACCCCACCCUACCUCGCUCGGAGCAGAGGACCUGCUGAGUUCAGGAGCGCGGAUGUAAAGGCCAGCGGGCACGGGCAGAGCCCAGUGGGCACUUCUGAGGGGGUCCAGCCAAAGCACAUGGAAAACCUGAACAGUGCCCAUGCGAAUGGGACCCCCACUAAGCCCUGCCUGCCCUGUGGAGGUCCCGAGGGAAGCAGCUCUGAGAAGGGAGGGGGGCGGCAGCAAAAUCCCGCUGCAACCCCCCCCCAGCACCGCCAUGUGCUCUCUGAGCCAGCUUACCCAUGUGGGAUUUGUACUGUGAAUGCCAUCCUCUGCAAAGCCGCCUGUCAGAAAUGGUUUCACCAGAUCUGCACAGGCAUGACGGAGUUGGUGUACGGUCUGCUGACCACAGAGGCUUCGGCAGUCUGGGGCUGUGAUACUUGCAUAGCAGGCAAGGAUGUGCAGCUGAUGCGCACCAGGGAAAUGGUGGGACCACCGGCCCUGAACACGGACACCUGAACAAAUCCCUUCCUCCCAUGGUUUGUGAAACUACUAUUUUCCACACAUUUUAUUAUCUGCCCAAGUGCAUUAAGCUUUCAUCAGAAGAACUUGAGGAGAUGCUCUCUUCCUGAUAGUGAGGUUUAGGCCUACGAAAGGGCUGUUUUUGUAUAACUGCUGAUAGAAUGCAGUGGACGAACCAUAAUGUCGCAAUAUAUUAUUAGUACCUCUUACUAUCUUACUCUGUUUCUGCGCUUUCUCCAGUUGAAAAGGCAGAAGGUCCAACCCAGAAGGAAAGGAAAGCAGUUGUUCUUCUAUGGGGAUCCCUGGGAAAUGAUUUGUAUAUGAGCUGGAAUUUAUCUAGUGAGGGUAACCCAGCUAGUCUUUUUGAAUUCUUCUGCUAUUUUUAUAGUGCCUACUUUUGAUCACAUUUAGUAUUAUGUGCAGGGCCUUUGCAAUAAACAGAUCCAAGUCUUUCUCAAAAUCUCUCU